Molecule: messenger RNA, 2475 nt
Organism: Zasmidium cellare ATCC 36951
Lineage: Eukaryota; Fungi; Ascomycota; Dothideomycetes; Mycosphaerellales; Mycosphaerellaceae
Exons: 3
Coding region: 1-2475 (824 amino acids)
Biological process (GO): regulation of transcription by RNA polymerase II; DNA-templated transcription
Cellular component (GO): chromatin
Molecular function (GO): RNA polymerase II cis-regulatory region sequence-specific DNA binding; DNA-binding transcription factor activity, RNA polymerase II-specific; zinc ion binding
Source: RefSeq, a predicted model, not a curated record
AUGUCUGCCGUCGCAGGCCCCAUCGCGCCCACCGCUUCGCCGACGGCGAGUCGCAAAGCCUCCACGAGCACCGACACCAAGGAGAAGGAGAAGAGAUACAAGUGCCAGUUCUGCAACCGCGCAUUCUCGCGCUCAGAGCACCGUUCGCGCCAUGAGAGAUCUCACACCAAGGAACGCCCGUUCAAGUGCAUGAAAUGUCGCAGCACCUUCGUCCGUCGCGACCUGCUACUGCGUCACGACCGCACCGUCCACGCAAAGGAUGGCGGCGUCCCACUGCAGAGCGAGGCCAAACGCCGCAAUACCGGCAACAAGUCAUCGCAAAUUGACGAUGCUCCAUCAAACAAGCUACCUGAGCUCGACGACACUUCCCUCGAGCAGUUCACCGACGGCGCCAACCCCUUCGACGUCGAGCAGGCUGCCAUGUUGAUGACCAACUUCCAGCAAAAGGCCGCCCUCUCUGGCCAGGACCAGGCCAGCAUCACUGCAGAGCCGCUCAUCUCACCGCAUGGCCCUCAGAUGAUGGAGCCAUCGAUUCCGUCGUAUCCCGGCUCGAUGACUCUCCCUCAAAUGCACGGUUGGGAUCAAAUGCUGCCGCAGAAUGUGUCGCAGCCUAAGGCAUCGUCGACCUCGUCCAACGGCGGCGAUCAUCACGACAUGAUGCCGUAUUCGAAUGGAAACCCAUUGGCGGCCGUCAGCAGCACACUGCCGCCAUUGAUGGAGCGUGGUCAAAGCCAGCAAGAUGGUCUACCCUCGUUUGGUUCAUCAUCCAUAAUGGGAGGCCUGGCCACUCCCGGUGCCUUGUCGCCUUUCCCUUCGAUGAUUGGACCUGUCUCACCUGUCGACUACAGACGCUCGCCCGGUCCAGCGCAACAGUGUACGAUGGCGAGAGCACCACAAGUCGAAACUGAAGACCAAGUCAACCGCAUCAUGGACAACAUUCGCCACUGCGAUAGUGAAGGUGCCCUGGUCGAGACAUUCCGUCUACCGCAGACGUCUGUCCUCAACCGAUACUUGUCGACCUACUUCAACUUCUUCCACCAUCACCUGCCCUUCCUGCAUCCAGCAUCUUUUGACCCAGCGGGCGUCUCUGCGCCUCUGCUGCUGUCUGUCCUGUCCAUCGGCGCAUUGUACACGUUUGAACAGGAUCAGGCCUACAUGCUUCACAUCGGAUCCAAGGUGCUCGUCACGCAGUUCCUGCAGAAGAAGGACAACUUCAGCUCGCGCAAGUGUCCUCUCUGGAUGAUGCAAAGCUCGCUCCUGAACAUGAGCUUCGCCAGCUGGAGCGGUGAUCCCAAGGGUCUCGAGUGGGCGUGCUCAAUCAAGUCACUCCUCGCGAACAUGGUUGCAGGCAACAGAUACGAGCUGAAGCUACGUAGCGAAGCUAGAGAAGGACGGCAGCCAACGCACGAUGAGUGGAUCGAGGAUGAAGGUUGUCGUCGAACGUACUAUGCAGUGUACAUCUUCUUCGGCUUGCUGACUCUGACCUACAACCACACUCCUGCCAUCAGCUUCAACGAAUUCGACACAUUGGAGUUGCCGUCAUCAGAAACUCUCUGGAACUUGGAAGCAUCCGACAAUGACAGCUGGAUCGAAAGCUUGACCGCGUCAACGAUCAUCACCUUCCGCGAGGCACACGAUGCCCUCUUCUCCGGCGAGAACGCACGCUACAGCGCCUUUGCUACCAGAGUCAUGAUCAACGCACUCUUCCUCGAAGUUUGGUACCACAAGCGCAGCCCUGAGGCAUUGCAAGACGUCGUCACCGAGUAUAAGCUUCGUCUGGCGCUCGACACUUGGGAGAAGUCGCUUGAGCUGUGCGAGCCUGAGACAGUCGUGGUGCAGCUCAGUGCUCCUCACAAGGGUCACCCCCUCAUUUUCAACGCCAUGGCGAUGUAUCGCAACACCCGAGCGAGACUACUGGUCGACCUCAAGGCUGUUCAAGAAGCGUUGCGCUACCAUGACUCCUACGAAGUCGCUGCUGCAAUGACACAUGCUCGCGACAAGGUCAAGAGAUCGCAGGAAAUGCUCAACGUCAUCCAGGCAUGCUUCGACUGCAUUGAAGUGGCGGCCUUGCAAGGAAUUAGAUGGGUGGCCCGAACUUCAGCAACCAACUGGAGUAUCGAGCACCCACUUUGCGGUUUGGACUUGAUCGUGAUCCUCAGCCUGUGGUUGUGGCGCGUCGAGCAUGACGAUGAGCCUGCCACAGAGGAAGAGACCGCCAUGUACCAGAAGUUGCGCAGCCUCUUCGACGAUGAUACCGUGGACGGCUUUGGGUCCAAACUCAGCUCCACGGUGGCUCGUCUAUGGGGAAGCAUGAUCGACGAAGUCGUCGUCUGGGGCAUCACCAAGCUGAUGGGCGAAUCCUUCAAACUCCACUCCCAGGCACUGAUCGGUUACGAAGACGCUCUCAUGGCCGAACAGAACAACGGCACACCACCCACCAUCGCUCCCCACGCCACCGAAGUCACGGCCUACUAA